CCUCCAUGAAAGGGCGCUCUGCCUUCCCUUCUCUUGCGUCCUAAAGACUGGUGGAAGCGCAGAAACAACGGAUGUAGCUUCACUAUAUUAUUGUUGAUGUUUCCGCAGCAGCCUGUGUAGUCAGAUUGUGGCCGAUUUCUGGCGACGCAACUCCCGCUUUGAAUUACCUUUCCUUUUGUCUGCGCAGCUGGCAACAUUUUUUCAAUGCAUGAUGAGGGAUAGAGAAGUAAACAGACUGGCCUGUGCUCGUGAUUAGAAGCGAUGUGUGAGAUUGAUACCUCACGCUCAGAUUGUCCUUGAUCGCAAGUUGAUUUUACCCAACUUGAACUGUGGGCUCCAAUGGCGUCAGUUUCGAAGGUGUCUAUUCUGGAUUACUUUAAUAUUGUGUUUGAAGGUGAAAAUGGCAAAAUCGAGUCCAACUGCAAGGCUUGUGGUACCAGGAUCCAGGCGAAGAGGAGUGUCACGUCCAACUUCGUAACGCAUCUAAAGCGGAAGCACCAGGCUAUGUAUGAUGACUUUGUGAAAAGGAAGGAUAUGAAGAGAGAGGGGUACUCCUCUGGUUUCUUGCACAGUUUCACCACAAAUGGAGGAAAUACCCGCUACACCCACCCCAUCAGUACUCGAGUGGGAGGUGGAGGAGGUGGAGGUGUUGGAGGAAUGCCAACCCUUGAGGGAGGAGUGGGAGGAGGCUCAGGUGGAGGGUUGACCAAGUUUGAUAGACAUGACCCACGUCAGGUUCUGAUCUCUGAGGCUAUAGCUAAGAUGAUUGUGCGUGAUCUGCAGCCAGUGUCUAUAGUGGAAAAUCAAGGCUUCAGAGAGCUGCUUCAGCUCCUUGAGCCGCGUUACACCCCUGAGCCCCAGCACUACAUCCAGAGCCAGCUCUUACCAGCCUACGCCUACCAAGCCCAGGUAGCCACCCGCCAGGCCCUGGCCUCAGUGCACGCCCUUAGCCUCAGCCUUGAUCUCUGGAGGGGCUUAACUGGAGCCACUUCAGGGUACCUCGGUGUCACCUGCCAUUUUCUCACAUCUGAUUGGCAGAUGCAUUCUGCUCUCCUGGCGUGCCUUCCCCUGACUGGAGGAUUCUCUGGGAAUCGUAUGCUUUCAGAUUUUGAUGAAGUAUGUCACUCUCAUGGCGUGUCAGGGAGAGCCUUUCGUGUGGUUGCAGACCCUUUCCUGGCAACAACAUCAGUAAAGCCAUGUUUUCUUCCCGGUUUCAUGCUUUCACCUUCUCGCUUGACCGGGCAAGAAGUAGUUGAUGGAGAAGAAGAGGACAAAAGUAACAAUGAGGAGGAAGGGAUAAAGAAUGGCAAUGGUGAUGGAGGAGAUGAAGGAGAGUGGGAGGACUCCUGGGAGCAGGGUCUGGGUGUUGCUCGAGUGGACUGUUUCUCCCGCUCACUUGAACAGUGUGUCAGAGAGGGAUUACACUCAUGCCCACAGAUCACAUCCACAUUAGCUAAAGCUGCCUGUUUCUACAACUACAUUACCUCGGCUGUCCCUCCUGAGAAACUGAGCCAGGUUUUUGAUGGUCCUGGGUUGAGCAUGGGGGGACCAGGAACUCCCCCUCCUGCAGCAAGAGACUGGGCUGCUCAACUUAAGGUGCUUCGGCGGCUGCUGGACUCCAUGGAGUUCCUGGAGGAGGUGAGCAGACCUGAGGAGCUGGCAAUUGGUGUUUCAGAGAGAGCGCUGCUGAGGGAGCUCACUGACACUUUGGAGCCCUUCACUGAGGCAUGGGACAUGGUGCAAGGGGAUAGACAGGCGGACAGAAUGACAGACAGACAUGUGUCCAUCAGUCUGGCUCUGCCAUGUGUUCUGGGCCUUCGUAAGCAUCUCUCUGAGACGUCAACACCACGCUGCCCCUCUCUCCUGUUGGGCCUCAGCCAGUCUGUCGAGCGUCGGCUGGCCCCUGUUCUGGAGGAUCCUCUCUACAUCACUGCCACCACCCUGGACCCCCAGUUCAAGCUCACUUGGAGCAGCAACCCCGACUGGCACAGACAAGUUCUCAUAGAGGAGUUGUCCAAACAUUCAACAGCCUCAAGCUCCAUAGAGCCCCACACAGUCCUGCAUCCUCAGUCCCAGACCCCUCCUACCCCAGCUCCAUCGCCGGCCUCCUCACUUUCCCGGCCUUGUAAGCUGUUCUCUUUCAUCAAGCAGAGACCCACAACACAGGCCAAGAGCCUGGAGCAGGAACUGGCCGUCUACCUACGAGAGGAACCCACAGAUGAGGAGGCUUUGCAUUACUGGCGGCGUAAAGCUAUUGACUUUCCUCUGCUUGCCAACGUGGCCAAGAGGGCGUUAACCAUACCUGCUUGUUGCACUGUAAUCGAGAGCAUUUUCACUACUGCAGGGCGCUGUCUGCGGCCAGAGACAGGCUGUGUCUUACCAAAGAACCUGGAGACACUCAUCUACCUCAAAGCAAACUACAGACUAUUAUGGACUUAAAGCUAUGAGUACAGCUUUUCUUUAACCCAAAUAGCAACUUAAAGGUGUUAUUCCUGCAGUAAAGUUUCUUCUUGGAUACUAACCUAUGUUUCUCUCUGAGUAAAUUGAUCUAGCAACAUAACAUAUUCCUCAUACUACAUAUCAUUUGACGUGAGAUGGAAUAAUUACCUAUAAUUUCACGGCUGAGGCUAAGUUUUCCUUCUGAAGAAUGGUUUUCCAGACUGGACUAAGUGUGGAUCAUUGUCUGUUCAGCACAUAUUCAGCAUACAGACUACCACACCACAUUCUGUGGGCCGAGGAGACUAAAAGCAGAUCAAUACUUAACCAUUUACUUUGAAAUGAUUUUGCCUGGUGUGGAUCUUCAGACAUCCGCAACAACCAACCACAUACAAAGCUUGUGUCUUUGACAUGCCAACAAUAACUAAAUACAUACUGUAGCAUCUUUUUCCACUGAUAUACAUAAGCCUUUAGGUUAUGACUCACUCAUUUAGAGUGGUUCUUGAAGGAAGACUGCCAAACAAUGUAACAAUGCAUCAUCCACUUGUUUUUCCCCCUCUCUUAAUGUAUGCCUCAUCACUGGGACAUAAUAAACAAGUUUUGAUUCCUAA
Molecule: messenger RNA, 3047 nt
Organism: Eleginops maclovinus (Patagonian blennie)
Lineage: Eukaryota; Metazoa; Chordata; Actinopteri; Perciformes; Eleginopidae
Product: zinc finger BED domain-containing protein 4
Exons: 5
Coding region: 340-2439 (699 amino acids)
Biological process (GO): regulation of transcription by RNA polymerase II
Cellular component (GO): nucleus
Molecular function (GO): protein dimerization activity
Source: RefSeq, a predicted model, not a curated record